This is a messenger RNA of Echinops telfairi (small Madagascar hedgehog), 7090 nucleotides long. RefSeq names its product immunoglobulin superfamily member 3 (gene IGSF3). Bases 612 to 4256 code for a protein of 1214 amino acids. The transcript has 11 exons. NCBI's taxonomy places the organism in Eukaryota, Metazoa, Chordata, Mammalia, Afrosoricida, Tenrecidae. The record is from RefSeq and is a predicted model, not a curated record.
UGGCAUUGUGGGACGUGCUUCAAGGCUGCUGAGCCCCAACUUGGCUUCGGUGCCCUGAGCAGGUCUGGAGAAGGUGACAGCGCCGUGCUCUAACCCCGUGGAUGGAGACACACUUCUUUGAUGAAGAAACUCACACCUCCCGGAGCCAGCCUGGUGGUUGCCCUGUCUGUCAGAGGUUUUGACAAAACCUGCCCUGUUCGCUCUGGGUAAUCCGAGUGAGGAAGAUUACAAACACCUUCACUGGGAAGCCAAGGACGUUUCUGUAUAAUCAGGGGAUGAAAGGAUUUUCCCAGACUCUUUUCCCCCUUUUUUCUUUGAGGAUUAAUCCUCUGCAAAUCUACAAUCCCAGUGGAAACGCCAGGCGCACACGACUGGGCAGAAGCCUAGAGCACCUUCAGAAUUGGUGUGGCCCCUCCAUUUAGCAUAGGGGAGGGAGGCCCAUGCCACCACCCCCUCCUGCUGAGCUCUUCCCUUUAACCUGCCCUGCUUUCCAGAGUACAAUCAUCUCCAAAACCUCUCCCUGGAGCGGUUACUGGAUUGCCUGAAAUGAGAGAUUAAAGUGCUGGGAGACCAGGAAGCGCCCUGUGCUGUGUCUCCUCGCGGCUGCUGACAUGAAGUGCUUUUUCCCAGUGCUGGGCUGUCUGGCGGUGCUGGGUGUGGUGUCCGCACAGCGGCAGGUGGCCGUCCAAGAAGGACCCCUGUACCGCACGGAGGGCUCCCACAUCACCAUCUGGUGCAACGUGAGUGGCUUCCAGGGGCCUGCCGAGCAGGACUUCCAGUGGUCCAUUUACCUGCCCUCGGCCCCAGAGCGCGAGGUGCAGAUCGUCAGCACCUUCGACUCCUCCUUCCCUUACGCCAUCUACACCCAGCGCGUGCGCAGCGGGAAGAUCUAUGUGGAGCGGGUCCAGGGGCACUCGGCCUUGCUGCACAUCACCGAGCUGCAGGCCCGCGACGUGGGCGAGUACGAGUGUCACACGCCCAACACGGAUGAGCGCUACUUCGGGAGCUACAGUGCCAAGAUGAACCUCGUGGUGAUCCCCGACACGCUGCAGGUGAGCGCCAUGCCGCAGACCCUGCACAAAGUGGAACAGGACCCGCUGGAGCUGAGCUGUGAGGUUGCCACCGAGACUGUCCAGCACAGCCACCUGUCUGUGGCCUGGCUCCGGCAGAGAGGCAGCGAGAAGCCUGUGGAGGUCAUCUCCCUGAGCAGGGACUUUGUGCUGCACUCCAGCCUCGACUAUGCCCAGAGACACAGCCUCGGGGAGGUGCGGCUGGACAAGCUGGGCAGGACCACCUACCGCCUCACCGUCUUCCACCUGCAGCCCUCUGACCAGGGCGCGUUCUUCUGUGAGGCUGCCGAGUGGAUCCAGGAUCCGGAUGGGUCGUGGUUUGCCAUGACGCAGAAGCGUUCCGAGGGAACUGUGGUCAACGUCCAGCCCACAGACAAAGAGUUCACCGUCCGGCUGGAAACAGAAAAGCGCCUGUACACGGUGGGGGAGCCAGUGGAGUUCAGGUGCAUCCUGGAGGCUCAGAGCAUCCCUGACCGGUACUUUGCCGUCUCCUGGGCCUUCAAUAGCUCUCUCAUCGCCAGCAUGGGGCCCAACGCCGUGCCGGUCCUCAACAGUGAAUUUGCCCACCGGGAAGCCAGGGGUCAGCUGAAAGUGGCCAAGGAGAGCGAUGGCGUCUUUGUGCUGAAGAUCUACCACCUCCGCCAGGAGGACACUGGGAAAUACAACUGCCGCGUGACGGAGCGGGAGAGAACGGUCACCGGGGAAUUCAUCGACAAGGAGAGCAAGCGUCCCAAGAACAUCCCGAUCAUAGUCCUCCCCCUCACAGAUAACUGGGUAGUUAAAGUCCCCCAGCACCACCAGAUCCUGCCCCAAGGCCACUUGGAGAGCAGCAUUUCCGUGGAGGUGGCCAGCAACUCGAGCAUCCUCUUGGAGGGCGAGAACCUGCACUUCUCCUGCAGCAUCCGCACGGCAGGCAGGCAGCAGGGCCGUUUUUCCGUGACCUGGCAGCUGGUGGACAGGCAGAACCGCCGCAGCAACAUCAUGAGGCUGGACCGGGAUGGCACCAUGCAGCCGGGCGCCUCCUACUGGGAGCGCAGCAGCUUCGGGGGCAUCCAGAUGGAGCAGGUGCAGCCCACCUUGUUCAGCCUGGCCAUCUUCAACAGCAGGAAGGAGGACGAGGGCCAGUACGAGUGCCACGUGACCGAGUGGGUGCGGGCGGUGGACGGCGAGUGGCAGAUUGUCGGGGAGCGGCGGGCCAGCACCCCCAUCUCUAUCACCGCUCUCGAAACGGGCUUUGCAGUCACGGCCAUCUCGCGGACGCCGGGGGUGACCUACAGCGACUCCUUCGAUUUGCAGUGCAUCAUCAAACUGCAUUACUUGGCCCGGGUCCCCGUGUCGGUGACCUGGCGCUUCCAGCCAGUGGGCACCCUGGAGUUCCACGACCUGGUGACCUUUACCCGAGACGGAGGGGUCCAGUGGGGAGACCGGUCCUCCAGCUUCCGGACCCGGACUGCCAUCGAGAAGGCUGAAUCCAGCAACAACGUGCGGCUGAGCAUCAGCCGAGCCAGCGACACGGAGGCGGGCAAGUACCAGUGUGUGGCAGAGCUGUGGCGCAAGAACUACAACAACACCUGGACGAGGCUGGCCGAGAGGACCUCCAACCUGCUGGAGAUCCGGGUCCUGCAGCCAGUGACGAAGCUGCAGGUGAGCAAGUCCAAGCGGACCCUCACGCUGGUGGAAAACAGGCCCAUUCAGCUGAACUGCUCGGUCAAGGCGCAGACCAGCCAGAACUCCCACUUCGCCGUGCUCUGGUACGUGCACAAGCCCUCCGACGCCGACGGCAAGCUCAUCCUCAAGACCACCCACAACUCGGCCUUCGAGUAUGGCACCUACGCCGAGGAGGAGGGCCUGCGUGGGCGCCUCCAGUUUGAGAGGCACGCGUCGGGGGGCCUGUUCAGCCUCACUGUCCAGAGGGCCGAGGUCAGUGACAGCGGCAGCUACUACUGCCACGUGGAGGAGUGGCUGCUGAGCCCCAACUAUGCCUGGUAUAAGCUGGCCGAGGAGGUUUCGGGGCGCACAGAAGUCACCGUGAAGCAGCCAGACAGCCGCCUGAAGCUCAGCCAGGCCCAGGGCAACCUGUCGGUGCUGGAGACCCAGCAGGUGCAGCUCGAGUGCUCGGUCCUGAACCGCACCAGCGCCGCCUCCCAGCUCCUGGUGGAGUGGUUUGUGUGGAAGCCCAACCACCCCGAGCGGGAGACGGUGGCGCGCCUGGGCCGGGAGGCCACCUUCCACUACGGCGAGCAGGCCGCCAAGAACAACCUGAAGGGGCGGCUGCAUUUGGAGAGCCCGUCCGCUGGCGUGUACCGGCUCUCCAUCCAGAACGUGGCCGUGCAGGACAGCGGGACGUACAGCUGCCGCGUGGAGGAGUGGCUGCCCAGCCCCAGCGGCCUGUGGUAUAAACGGGCUGAGGACACUUCGGGACAGACGGCCGUCACUGUGGUGCGACCAGAUGCCGCCCUGCAGGUGGACUCGGUAGUGCCCAACGCCACAGUGACCGAGAAGGCUGCCUUCCAGCUAGACUGCAGCAUCGUGUCUCGCUCCAGCCAGGACUCCCGCUUCGCUGUGGUCUGGUACUCCCUGAGGACUAAAGCUGGAGGGAAAAGGGACAGCCCGGGCCUGGGAGAGGAGGAGGAGGAGGAGGAGGACGAGGAUGAGGAGGAGGAGGAAGAGGAGGAGGACCUAAUGGAGCGGACGCCCCUGCUGAGUGUGGGCCCUGAUGCUGUCUUUGGCCCUGAGGGCAGCCCCUGGGAGGGCAGGCUUCGCUUCCAGAGGCUGUCCCCCCUGCUGUACCGGCUGACGGUGCUGCAGGCGAGCCCCCGAGACACGGGCAACUACUCCUGCCGCGUGGAGGAGUGGCUGCCCAGCCCUCAGAGAGAGUGGUACCGACUGACGGAGGAGGAAUCGGCGCCCAUCGGCAUCCGGGUCCUGGAUACCAGCUCCAGCCUCCAGUCCGUCAUUUGCUCCAACGACGCCCUCUUCUACUUCAUCUUCUUCUACCCCUUCCCCAUCUUCGGCAUCCUCGUCAUCACCAUUCUGCUGGUGCGCUUCAAGAGCCGGAACUCCAGCAAGAACUCGGACGGGAAGAACGGGGUGCCCCUGCUGUGGAUCAAGGAGCCGCACCUCAACUACUCCCCCACCUGCCUGGAGCCCCCAGUGCUGAGCAUCCACCCCGGGGCCAUAGACUAAGCAGGAAGCGCCCGGGACGUUUGGCCCCAGAGGAGCUGGGACGUGCCCUCGCCACCUCUCUCUCUGUGAUUGGACCGUUGCAGCCCCCAAACUCGGGGAUGCCCGAGAGAAGACGGCCAGACUCAGGCGAGGGGUGCUAGCCGUUCCCGCUGAGUCACAGAGAUGGCUGCCGUCGCCCUCCGCUGUCGGCCUCGGCUGGUUAGCUCCUGGUGCCCAGCUGCGAGGCUGCGCGACCAUCCAUUUCUCGUUCCUGUCGCCUGGGUCCUGUAGUGAGUAGCUCCAGGUGCCGUGUCUGCUCAUGGAGGUCUGUAGUCUUCUCCGCUAGAUGUCACAGGGGUCUUGUUCUUUCUCAUGCACUCCGUACGGCUCGAGGCCGCCCCUUUGGAUGCCGCCACCGCCGUCAUGCGGUGGACAGUCUGUUCCGUACACGCCGACCGCGGCCCGGAGGACGGAUUCAACGGCGACAAGGAAGCACUGCCGAGACCUUGGCAGUUUGAACACUUCUAAAGGCCACCCCCGGAGCCAAACACACCCCAAUGUGUUUUCUUUUCACUCUUUUCCUUUUUUUGUUUUAAACUUACUUUUCGUAAUGGGACUUUAAAACUCUGGUGUGUCCUGUGGGCCCGUUUGUAGCUUAGUGUUGUCCCGGCCGGCGUUGUUGGGACCGCUGUGACGCAAGCAGGGACUCUGGCUCCGGAGAGACCCAUCCGGACCGGAGGAGUUCUGCGGGACCCCAGGAGGAGCGGGUGGUGCUGGGUGGUCCAGCUGCCACGCAGGCAGAAGCAGCUGUACCCCUCACCUUGCCUAAACAAUAAGAAAAACAUUCUCCAGGAGGGAAUAGGCCGGAAGCUCCAGACCACCCACCCUCGGCACACUAAUGUGGGCAGAGGCCUGCGUUGAGCAGCUCCCGCCGUUGUGAUCCGUCAGAGCCCAGGGCUGCGGGAAGGAGAGAGGAAUGGCCGGCGUUGGUUGGACUGGCUCUGCGAGGCAGUCGGAUACGGUGGGGAGGGGGCCUUGGGCUUCUGGUGCUUUGUCAAACACUUGGGGUCGGGGGGUGGCGUGUGCACUGAGCUAGACAUGGGGCAGUGCUGAGCUGACCACACGGGGCAGAAGUGGCGACCCCGGAUGCCUGCCACUCCGUGCGAAGAAGAGGGUAGUGGGGAUGAGCAAGAGAGGGUGUUCAGGCCCGGCUGAGGAGCGUAGGGAGGGGUCACCACCUCCCUGGGGCUACAAAGACCAGGCUUUGCUUUCUCCUCCCAGUUAGAUUCUCCCAGAAACAUGAGCACCUUCCGCCGUCCUCAUCCCCAUACCCGGCCCAUCUCACCACCAUCUCUGCCAUCGCCGUGGGCUCGGGAGGGCCAGACACGCCCGCCAUCGUCCUUCCCAUCGAUGGCCAUGCCACAGAAAGUGGCCGCGUGGCUGCGCCUGUGGGCCUUUCCCCCCUCCCCCUGGCAACUUUCGCAUGGUUUCAGGUUACGAGGUUCUCCGUUGCUAUGGGGAUGGCGGUUCAUUUUAGUGGCCCUGGAGCCCAGCGGGGGCCAGUGCUGCCAGCCCACCGGGCCAUUUCACACUGACCGCCGGGAGCCAUGUGGGCUGUUGGCCGUGCGAUGCAGCUCCAUGCCCUCGCGCCCACGUGCAUCUGCGUGGAGCCCGGGAGCGGCGGGUCUCCGCGGCCCGGUGGGCCCUGGCGCUGGCGCUGGUGCUGUUCAGUGUGACCGUGGAGUUCUAAGUUCCAUCGUUAGACGAGGAGCCACUGAGUGGGCCCGAACUUGUAACCUUUCCGUUAGCAGCCCCACACGCCACCGUUGGUGCCAUCAGGAGCCCUCUGACCCUAUCGAGGGGUCCGCUUUGUCCACUGAGCCCACCGCGGAGGGGACGCUGGGUGGUUAGCCGACCACCUGUGUCUGACAGGCUCCUGCAGCCUGGCCUCUCUGCCUGCUGCUCGGAGACAGCCACCGCAAGGCCAGCACACUGCAGCUGCAGGGGGCACACCCCUGAGAGAGGGGAGCGGUCUUGUGUCCCCUCUCUGCCUCGCAGGGUGUGGGUUUCCAGGGAGGACGAGCUGGCCCUUCCUUUUUGGACGGAGUCUGUCUGAGGGGCAGGAUGGGUGCCCGAGGGCCAGAUUGGGCUGGGCUUGCCUUUGUGUCGCUCACAGAUGCACAAAAGGGAGCCCCCCUCCUCCCCCCGGGAAACAUACUACACAGGGGCUGCGGGACUUUAGGAAGGGAGGAAAAAAGAAGAAGAAACUGAAGCCAGUAUUUUAAUAAUUGUUAUUUUGUUUUUCUGUGUAUUUUCUAUCGGACUGGGGAAUAUCACAUCAUGAAAAAAAAUCCCAGGCCACCUUUCUUUGGCCUUGAGAAUGGCAAUCGUGUGUCAGAUGAAUGGCAAUGGUGCCCUCCGGUGGCUGCGGGAUCUCAUUGCAACUGCCCACGGAGCUCUGUCCUCUGGGGCCGAGGGAGAAGUGGAGCAUGACCGACCUGCUCCAUCCACUUAAUGACGUCUAUGCUGUGUUGCAUUUAUAAAGCCCACACUGUGCCAGGCCCAUUCCAAGACAUGGAUCUGACUCCGUCACCCUCUUUCACCAGGGUGUGUCUGUACAAAGUUUUCGUAUUCUUUUCCAACAAUGGUUUCUCUGCGUUAAUGGUUCAGUAGGAAAAAGGCAAGGGAGGUGGGAGGAGAUGGCGAUACCAUGCAUGAUGUAGAGAGCUGUUGUGUUGGUUUUGUUUCUGGAUUGUUGUUUUUUAAAAAAAAACAAAAACAAACUAUUUGUAAGAUGUUGCACUAAAAUGUUUUAUAUACACUUCAGAGACCUGUAGUAAAUUAUGUUCAAAAUA